Molecule: messenger RNA, 987 nt
Organism: Nerophis lumbriciformis (worm pipefish)
Lineage: Eukaryota; Metazoa; Chordata; Actinopteri; Syngnathiformes; Syngnathidae
Source: RefSeq, a predicted model, not a curated record
AUGUCUCGGUCAGCUCCGUCCCCAAUCUACACCCUGAGGGGUUCCAGUGGGCCCUUCAACACCCUCCACUUCUUUUGCGAUCGAGGGGACACUCCCCUCCUCUUCUCUGGAUCUGGGAAAGGUGCUAUCCAUGUGUGGAAUUUGAUAAACAGGAGGCCAGAGAGAAUUAUACAAGGUCAUUCUGGGAGUUCCGUUAUCUGGAUCAACACACUUCCCUGGGAAGAUACACUCAUUAGCCAGGGAAGAGAUAUGAAGGUCUGUCUUUGGGAUUUGAGUCAAGGUCGUAGUGAGCUGUUGGACUCUCUAAGUACAGGAAGUGUUGGAUUCUGUCAGUGUUCCUUACUGGAGACAGGGCAGAGGAGCUGCCUACUAGCUUUUGCAGGACAAGAUACUGAAGAGAUUAAAAUAGUUGAGCUACCCAGUAAGAGUAUCGUGUGCAGCCUGGUACCAGAUUUGAAACUGGGGAUGGUCAUGUGUGUCAAGCUGUGGCAGCCACAGUCAGGUCCUGGACCCCUCUUGCUGGCUGGGUAUGAGGACGGAUCACUGUUGUUAUGGGACAUAACCCAGAGGUCGAAGCUGAGUCAAACCAAAGUCCACCUUGAGCCUGUCAUGUGCCUGACCUUCGACCCAGAAAGUCUGAGGGGCAUAUCGGCUUCUUCAGAGAAAAAACUCUCUUCGUGGGUCCUGGAUGAGCAGAAUAACCUGCAGCUUCAAGACAACGUAAUGCUAACCAACCCUGGCGUUUCCCAGCUGAGCAUUAGAAAAGAUGGUAAACUGUUAGCAUCAGCGGGAUGGGACCACCGAGUACGGAUAUUUAGCUGGAAAAAGCUGCGACCUCUGGCAGUUCUGCAGUACCACAGUGACAUGGUUCUCAGUGUUGCUUUCUCCAACCACAAGGACCCAAGACAAAGACUUCUGGCAGCUGGAUCCAAAGACCAACGUAUCAGCCUGUGGUCUAUAUUCAGUGAGGUACCUGGCACUUGCUGA